Episyrphus balteatus (marmalade hoverfly) is the source of this 3384-nucleotide messenger RNA. It is a transcript of the gene ine, whose product is annotated as sodium- and chloride-dependent GABA transporter ine. Gene Ontology annotation, biological process: neurotransmitter transport; transmission of nerve impulse; glial cell growth. Lineage: Eukaryota; Metazoa; Arthropoda; Insecta; Diptera; Syrphidae. The record is from RefSeq and is a predicted model, not a curated record. The transcript has 11 exons. Bases 336 to 3089 code for a protein of 917 amino acids. Gene Ontology annotation, cellular component: membrane. Gene Ontology annotation, molecular function: neurotransmitter:sodium symporter activity; osmosensor activity.
ACUAUUGAACUUUCACCACUCAACCGACAAGCAGUUUGUAAUGAUUCCAUAAUGAAAACUCAUAAUUUUUCCUUAUACAACAAAAUAUGCGUGACAUCAAGUGAGACCAUUUUUAUAGCCCUUUCCAUAUAGAACAAAAUAUAAAAAAGCAACACCAUGUGAUAAUAAAAAACAAAAUCAAAAACAAAAAAAUCUAACAAAAGAAAAAAACCCACAACAAAAGUGCCAAAGUUAUAGAACAUAACUAAAUGCGAAUAUACCAUACUACACCAGCUUCUAGCACCAUACAUUAACAAUUCUCUUAUAGUAAUAAAUAAUUUCUAAACAAUAACACCAUGGAUAACUCUAACUCUGCCACCAGUAACAACAACAAGUCACCAUCAGUUGGUUUAGGUAACUCCAACCAGAAACCACCACAACAGCCACCAACAACUCUAAACUUACGCCAAAGUCUACUUCUCGAAAAUCAGUCAGACAGUUUGGAUGGCGGCGGCGUUGACGAUCAAGCCCAACUUUUACGCACCCCCUCGUCUAGGACUAAAAAAUUCAUAAUAAUUCCAUCAACACCGCCAAUUUUAAAACACCAACAGCAGCCCCAAUUUCCUGCUGCUGCACCAAGUGAGCAACAACUGCACCAUCAUCAAGAAAGCUGUGGUCUCGGCAGGCCCAUUAGCGACGAUUUGUCGGUAGCAACACCUAGCAGCACCACCAACCCCAUCAAACUUAAUACUGCGAUCGCUAUGCAACAUCAAAGCAGUGGAAUCUCAGCAGCUAGCAAUGGAACUGCCAAUGGCAAUGCCUCAAAUAACAGCACUUGCACUUGCACCAGUCCAACAAUUGCUUCAAUCAAGUCGUCAUCGAGUCUCGGUGCUGAUUUGAGGCUUAAAACGAACCGCAAUAGCAGCAUGAGAUCGGUUGUGUCAGCUUAUUCUCCCGAUGCAGAUCAUCAUCAAGACUCCCCCACAUCAUUGUUGCGCCCUUCAACAAGUGGCAAACAGCUUAGUACAAGUUCCUACACAUACGCUGACAGUGCUGCCAGUCAGAUAUACUCUGACGUCACUUCAGUCAGAUCGUUAGCGUCGAUCGGUAUUGGAUCAACUGACGGCCGCAAAUUGGUAAUUCGAAGAGUUCCCAAUACACCGAACGAAUUGUUUAGCAUAGUAAAUCCACCAUCUCCACCACCCCCAGCUGAAGAUGAUGACGAUGACAGUUUUAUGGACUUUUCGGAUAAUUCGGCAUAUCUGAAACCGAGACAGCAACAUUGGGCGAAUAAGAUGCAGUUCGUUUUAGCCUGCAUCGGUUACUCUGUUGGGCUGGGCAACGUCUGGAGAUUCCCUUAUAUGUGCUAUAAAAGUGGAGGAGGCGUUUUCUUAGUACCUUAUUGCAUUAUAUUAGUUGUAUGUAGCGUACCGUUGCUGUUUAUGGAAUUGUCGGUGGGACAGUAUACCGGACGGGGUCCAAUUGGCGCACUGGGACAAGUUUGUCCGCUUUUUAAAGGAGCUGGCCUUGCAAGUGUGGUUGUAUCAUUUUUAAUGUCAACAUAUUAUAGCGUUGUAAUAGCUUAUUCCAUUUACUACUUCUUCACAUCAUUUAAAGAACAUAGCCCAUGGACUGACUGCAAUAAUAGAUGGAACACACCCGAUUGUUGGGUACCACGCCGAAGAGAUUUAAAUUUAACUGCCCCCGAUAUGUCCCGAACACCAUCUGAAGAAUUUUUUGAAAAUAAAGUUCUCCAAAUUAGUCCUGGAAUUGAAUUUCCCGGCAUAAUGAGAUGGGAACUCUUUGCUUGUCUCAUUUGUGCUUGGCUAAUGGUGUACUUUGCAACAUGGAAAUCAAUCAAAUCAUCAGGAAAGAAAUUCUCACAGGUCCGCUACUUCACAGCUACAUUUCCAUUCUUCUUGAUUGUUGUUCUAAUGAUUCGAGCAUUGUCUCUGGAAGGUGCUGAUGCAGGUCUAAGAUACUUCUUCCGACCAAAUUGGUCAGAAUUGAAGAAUGCUAAUGUUUGGAUAAAUGCUGCCUCACAGAAUUUCAGUUCACUUGGAAUUGCUUUUGGUUCUAUGAUAUCGUUUGCCAGCUACAAUAAAUAUAACAACAAUAUUUUAAGAGAUACUAUUGCUGUAUCGUUGGUAAAUGUCGUCACCAGUUUUUUGGUGGGAAUAUUUGCCUUUGCAACUCUUGGCAACUUGGCUCUGGAACAAAAUACAAAUGUACGAGAUGUAAUCGGCGAUGGUCCUGGGUUGAUAUUUGUAGUUUAUCCACAAGCUAUGGCCAAGAUGCCGUAUUCCCAAUUCUGGGGUAUUAUGUUCUUCUUUAUGCUACUCUGCCUCGGAUUGAAUACUCAAUUUGCGAUUGUUGAAGUUGUCGUCACGUCCAUUCAGGAUGGUUUCCCCAAUUGGAUCAAACGUAAUCUAGGGUACCAUGAGGUCUUGGUGUUCUUCGUUUGUUUGAUUUCAUUUCUAUUUGGACUGCCAAAUUUAAUACAAGGAGGAAUCUAUUUCUUCCAAUUAAUGGAUCAUUAUGCUGCCUCGAUAUCGAUAACAUUUUUAGCUUUUUGUCAAAUGAUUGCUCUUGCAUGGUUCUAUGGAACUGGAAGAUUAUCCAAGGAUAUCAAACAGAUGACUGGAAAGGCUCCGUCAUUUUAUUUGAGGUCGUGUUGGUUCUUUUGUGGACCAUUGUUGUUGUUUUCCAUUUGGAUUCUUAGUUUGAUAAACUACCAUGAACCAACUUAUCACAAUGGAAGAUACAAAUACCCAGAGUGGGCAUAUGCUAUGGGUUGGAUAUUUGCCUCGAUGUCAUUAAUUUGCAUUCCAGGAUAUGCAUUAUUGAACUUUUUACGAGCUCCAGGAAAUGAUAUUUGGGAGAAAUUUCUAAGUGCCAUCAAGCCAAACAUCUACGAAUGCAAAAUCUGUGGAGAACAUCAUUGUGAACAUGAUUAUCCAGAGCAGGAACUAUAUAUGCUGACACAUGACCUUCCAGUUUAUCCACAGGAAAAGGUCUAUUUGAAGCAACCUCCAGAGAAGAAAAUCCAUUUACAAAAUCCGCUGUUAAAAUCAGAUGAUAUAACAUCGCAGAUGGACGAAAAGAGAUAAGAGAUUUUCUUUUAUGAGAAAAAUUUAGUUCAUGUAUAUUCUAGGACUUCUUUAGAAGAUAUUUAACAUUCCAUAAUGAUUUUUCUGACUAUAAAGACAUAUUUAUCUUAAUUUGUUUAUUAGCAUAAAAACAUGUUACAUAGUAUUAUUUUAUCAUUUAAAAAAAAAAAACAAAGAUGCUAUAUUCGAAUCCGAGUUAAAUCAGUUGCAGGCAACUUUCAAACACAUUUUAAUGAAUAAGACCUCUGUUCAAGUAUUAGCUUUUAAUGUAGAAGCAGAUUGUAAAAUAUUAUAG